Molecule: messenger RNA, 1257 nt
Organism: Klebsormidium nitens
Lineage: Eukaryota; Viridiplantae; Streptophyta; Klebsormidiophyceae; Klebsormidiales; Klebsormidiaceae
Source: the annotation of a GenBank genome assembly
AUGGCACCCCCCACAGUUGCGCAACCUGCUGAAAUCCAGAUAGCCUACUUGCUCUGGAAAUGCAAGGAGGACGCCAUGCCACUACGAGUGCUGGCCACCUGCGUUGAACGCUUUCCCGGGCGCCGUAGAGACACCUCUGGGCUGCUAGAGUUGGCCCUUGGAGUGCUUGACGCCUUUCGGCGCCAGAUGGAAAGAGCAGCUCAGAAGCUAGCGCCCCUACUCAUCUCCGCAGAAAAGAGCAUCACGGUUGAGCAACCAGAGCCGCAGAUCAAGAGCAGGCCGGGUGGCAGCAUAGCGUAUGGCGUCACUGGGCAACAACGUCCCGCCAAAAAAACGAGGUCACCGGUAGGCUGUACCUCAUCCAAGUUGGAGGUGAUCGAAGUCAGUGACGACUCCGAAAGUGCAGAGACAGCUGGCAAAAGCAAAAGGCGGGAUUUUGGUGCUCAUCCGGGGGCGUUAGAGGCGCGCUCAGCACACGCACGGGAAUCGUGUGGCGACAACUUCUCAACUGAAGGCCAAGGGGCAGAUACCAAAGGCAAGGAGUAUAAUAGAUACUGCAGAAGGAUCUGUGGUGCGUACCUGGAGGCCGGCCUCGACCCAGUCGAGCUCGGUGGACUGGAAGAACUUGGUGUUCUUGAGCGCCUUGAAGAGAAUCGGUUCACCUGGCGGGUCGGGCUGAUGUCAUCAACGGGACUUGCCGUCUGGGCACGGUGCAAGGGGCCCAGGCAAUCAGGCGAACCCGCAAUUGCAGACCCAGUUGUUGCAGAGCAAGCCGGGCAGACGCACAAAUCGCAGCGCAAGGGGCUUUGGAGGUGUUGCAGUACACAUUGACUCGCUUUCUUUUCUAAGCUGCUAGAAUAAGCACUCCAGGUCCCUAGGUUAGAAAGGUGAACCCGCAGUCAGGUUCAAAAAUCUGGAUUUGAAUAUAAGGGCAGCCUGCCGGAGCUGCUUUUCUGUCCCAAUAUGGUGAUCUCCCGCCAGGCCAGACAACCCGUCUAUGAUCUUCUAUGAUGCAUGUCUGGCCCAUACCAGCAUGGCAAUGUGUAACAUUUUUUGUUCACGUAGUCGGAUCUUGGUUUAGAGACAGCUGUAUCAACAAGAUAUGAGGACAGGGGCCUCGAGCUACUUCAAAUUAAGUGUGCAUCGAAGUCCACUUCUAGCCCUGAACUUAUUUCUCAUGGCCGCCCACUCCGACGGCAUACGUUCAAAAGGAGUCAGAAUUGACCAUGGUAGGGAUACGUAAUCGGUAUUGUGGGG